AUGUUAAAAUCGGAAAAAAUCGAAACGUCGGAAAGUCGGCCUGCUAAACAAGGGUUCGCUGAAAAUAAUACAGCAUUAGAAUCCUGGAGUGUGUUCAAAGCUGAAUUUCUUCACACGUAUUCAUUUCCAACACUUAAACAAUUAGCAUCUCAUCGUUUGCGCAAUCAUCAACAAUGUCACGAUGAACCAGUUAUCGAAUAUUAUACAGAUGUUAUGAAAUUAUGCAAAAUAAUUGAUUAUAACAUGACAGACGUAUCAAAACUUGAUCAUUUAUAUCAUGGUUUAAAAUUAUCUUUAAUGAAAGAUGUAUUACGUCGAGCACCAACAAUGCCAUCCGAAUUUUAA
Messenger RNA from Rotaria sp. Silwood1, 345 nucleotides. The record is from the annotation of a GenBank genome assembly. NCBI's taxonomy places the organism in Eukaryota, Metazoa, Rotifera, Eurotatoria, Philodinida, Philodinidae.